CUAUUAUUGAACAUGAUUUAUUCUUUCAUAAAGAAUUGAUCAUUUGAUAAUUGUGAUUAAUUUCACCCUUGGAUGAGUUUCUGUUAUGAAUUUUUACUGUAUGUUUUGCUUUGCAUUUAUAAUGGAAAAUUUGUUUCAUGGUGUUUGACAUGUGAACUUCCACAUUUGAAUAUCUGUGGAUGCAGGCCUUGAUUAAAUCGACCAACAGGUUAAGAGACUCCUUGCUUCCAAGGGAUGAACCAAAGUUGGCUAUUCCACUUUUGUUACUUAUUGCUCAACACCGUUCAGUGGUUGUCAUAAAUGCAGAUGCUCCUUAUAUUAAGAUGGUCAGCGAGCAGUUUGACAGAUGUCAUGGGACUCUUCUUCAGUAUGUAGAGUUCCUUUGCAGUGCAGUGACUCCAGCCACCUCUUAUGCUCUUCUAAUUCCCUCACUUGAUGAUCUAGUACAUCAGUAUCAUCUAGAUCCUGAGGUUGCAUUUUUGAUAUAUCGUCCUGUAAUGAGGCUCUUCAAGUGUCAAGUAAGUUCUGAUGUUUUCUGGCCUUUGGAUGGCAAUGAUAGUGCAAAUACCAUUAUGGAAAACGCAGAUUUGGAAUCUGAGGAAGACUCCAGCAAAAUGCUACUGGAUUUGGAUCCUUCUCGCAAGCCUAUAUUAUGGUCUGAUCUUCUUGACACUGUUAAAAGUAUGUUGCCUACAAAAGCCUGGAAUAGCCUUUCCCCUGAUCUCUAUGCUGCCUUUUGGGGGCUGACGCUGUAUGAUCUUUAUGUUCCUAGAAACCGUUAUGAGGCUGAAAUAGCAAAGCAGCAUGCUGCUCUUAAGGCUCUAGAAGAGCUUUCUGAUAAUUCCAGUUCAGCAAUUGCCAAAAGGAAAAAAGAUAAGGAAAGAAUUCAAGAAGCUUUAGAUCGUUUGACUAGUGAACUUCAGAAGCAUGAAGAAAAUGUUGCAUCUGUUCGUAGACGGCUAUCUCGAGAAAAGGACAAAUGGUUGAGUUCCUGUCCUGAUACUUUAAAGAUUAACAUGGAGUUCCUUCAGCGCUGUAUUUUUCCUCGCUGCACCUUCAGUAUGCCGGAUGCUGUUUAUUGUGCCAUGUUUGUUCAUACACUUCAUUCUCUCGGAACCCCUUUUUUCAACACUGUCAACCAUAUUGAUGUUUUGAUUUGCAAAACAUUACAACCCAUGAUAUGCUGCUGCACUGAAUAUGAAGCAGGAAGACUUGGUAGAUUUUUGUAUGAGACAUUGAAGAUUGCAUAUUACUGGAAGAGUGAUGAAUCUAUUUAUGAGCGGGAAUGUGGAAACAUGCCAGGAUUUGCUGUAUAUUAUAGAUACCCUAACAGCCAACGUGUUACAUAUGGUCAGUUCAUUAAGGUGCACUGGAAAUGGAGUCAAAGGAUCACUAGGUUAUUGGUCCAAUGCUUGGAAUCAACUGAAUAUAUGGAGAUCCGUAAUGCUCUGAUAAUGUUGACAAAAAUCUCUUCUGUCUUCCCUGUUACCAGGAAGAGUGGGAUUAACCUUGAAAAACGAGUAGCUAAAAUCAAAAGUGAUGAAAGAGAGGAUCUCAAGGUGUUGGCUACAGGUGUUGCUGCUGCAUUGGCUGCUAGGAAGUCUUCUUGGGUUACGGAUGAAGAAUUUGGGAUGGGAUAUCUUGAACUGAAGCCAGCUCCAGCACUUGCUUCAAAGUCUGGUAAUUCAGUCUCUGUGCAAAAUUGUUCAUCACUAAAUAUAUCGCAAGGUGAUGCUGCUGGGGGCAAAACAGUUGCCUUUGGAACCCCACUGGCAGAUUCUGGGAAUUCUGCCAAAGAUCAGAUCCCAAGAACAAAAUCUGAUGGGCGGUUGGAAAGAGCUGAAAAUGCUACACAUGUGAAAUCUGAUCCAAAAAUGAAAGGCACUGUAUCAGCCAACGGAGCAGAUGUUCCACCCUCCAUUUCCUCAGCUACUUCACAAGCAGGAACAUCAAGAUUAAUGGAAAAUCAGAAGCAAUUAGAUGAAUAUCCGAAUAAAUCAGAUGAUAACGUGACAAAAGUUGCACCAAGAAACUCUGCUGAAUCAGAGUUAAAAACUUCAGCCAAGCGGUCAGCUUCUGCAGUAUCAGUUACCAAGCCACAAAAGCUAGAUCCCGGAAGAGACGAUGCUAAGUCUGGGAAACCCGUUGGAAGAAGUGCUGCAACUUCCAACAGUGACAGAGAUCUUCCCCCACAUGCAUCAGAGGGCAGACAUGGUGUGACUGCUAAUGUUUCCUCAACAGGACCAGCCAAUGGAAAAGAAGAUGAUAUUUCUGAUACACAAAGGUCUUCCAGAAGUAUUCAUUCUCCUAGGCAUGAUAGUUCUGCUGCUGGUUCAAAGUCUAGUGAUAAGCUGCAAAAGAGAACCAAUCCUACUGAGGAAACUGAUAGAUCAAGCAAACGUCGUAAAGGGGAUGUUGAGUUGAAAGAUUUAGAGAGUGAAGCUAGAUUAGCUGAUAGAGAGAGGUCGACAGAUCCUCGGUUGGUUGACUUUGACAAGAUAGGGGCAGAUGAAUUAUCUAGCCACAGGGCCGUGGACAAGCCUUUGGAUAGAGCAAAGGAUAAGAGCAGUGAAAGACAUGACAAGGAACACAGAGAAAGAUCAGAGCGUCCUGACAAGUCCCGUGGAGAUGAUGCAUUGCCUGAAAAAUCAAGGGAUAGGUCAAUGGAGAGAUAUGGAAGAGAGCGUUCUGUUGAGAGAGGCAAUGAUAGGACUACGGAAAGACUUACUGACAAAGCAAAGGAUGAAAGGAGCAAAGAUGACAAAAGUAAACAAAGAUACACAGAUACAUCAGCAGAAAAGUCUCAUAUUGAUGACAGGUUUCAUGUGCAAAGUUUACCUCCACCGCCACCAUUACCUCCUCAUGUGGUCCCUCAGUCUGUUAAUGCUGCUGGCAGAAGAGAUGAUGAUGCUGAUAGAAGGUUUGGAAGUGCCAGACAUGCUCAGAGGCUUUCUCCAAGGAAUGAAGAAAAGGAACGGAAACGUUCAGAAGAAAAUUCUGUGGUUUCUCAGGAUGAUGUAAAGCGUCGAAGAGAGGAUGAUUUCCGAGAUAGGAAGAGAGAAGAAAGAGAGGGGUUGUCAGUGAAGGUGGAUGAGAGGGAGAGAGACAGAGAAAAGGAGAGGGAUAGAGAAAGAGCAAACGUUUUAAAGGAAGAUAUGGAUGCCACUGCUGCAAAGAGACGAAAACUUAAGAGAGAGCAUUUACCAUCAGGGGAGCCUGGUGAAUACUCUCCAGUUGCUCCGCCACCUCCUCUUGCUAUCAGUUUGUCACAAUCAUAUGAUGGAAGAGAUAGGGGAGACCGGAAAGGAUCUAUGAUCCAACGGCCUGGUUACUUGGAGGAUCCAAGUAUGAGGAUUCAUGGUAAAGAAGCAGCCAGCAAGAUGGCUCGUCGAGACACAGAGCAAAUGUACGACCGAGAAUGGGAGGACGAGAAAAGACAAAGAGCAGAGCCAAAAAGGAGGCAUAGGAAAUAAUCUGUACCUGAGGGAAAGACAUGCAAAGGCAAAGAGCAGGCAAGACAUGUCAAAUGCAAGUCUAGUUUCAUUUCAUACAUUGUGUUGUCUAGAUAUAUUUAACCAAAAAACUGUUUUGUUGUUGGCAAGGAAUUUUGAUAACUCCGCAGGGCUUCCCAUUGCUUGUAAAGUCAAUAAUAAAUACCUUUUUCUGUAUUAAUAUUGUAAAUUUAUUUAGGCUGUACCUGUACCUCAUUUAGUGUAUUUCCCCCUCCUCUGUAGUGUCCGUGAAGUCCUUUAUUUUCCUUUAGGGUUUGGAGUGUGCAGGUGAACAAAGCAGAAGGGGGCCGGAAUGUUUUUAGAUGUUAACGAACCUCCUCUUGCUAUUGAGCAAAAAUUUAUUGAAAGAUGGGAAUUUGAUUGUGUA
Rubroshorea leprosula is the source of this 3879-nucleotide messenger RNA. NCBI's taxonomy places the organism in Eukaryota, Viridiplantae, Streptophyta, Magnoliopsida, Malvales, Dipterocarpaceae. The record is from the annotation of a GenBank genome assembly.